AUGAACAAUUUUUCAGUCACUGAAGUACCACAGGACAAAGGGACCAAGAUGGCCAAAGCCUGGUCCAGGAAGACAUUUCUCCUGGGGGGCCGGGAGGGCUGCGGGGCGGAGACAGCCCCGCCUCGUGUGCAGCCGCCCUCUCCCUCCCCAGAGCACGGUGCCAGCGACAACCCUUUCCACUUGUCCGGAGAUGCGGAUUUCUUCGUGCUCAGAGAAAAGGAGAAGAGAAAGGCCAUCUUGGAGCGGGAGCAGAAGAAGAAUCUGCGGGUGCACCAGAAGAUGACCUACUCUUCCAAGUUGCUGGCCCGGCACGGCAGCCUCCGCCGAGAGCUGCAGAUGGAGGAGGACACCGACGACCAGGAGCUGAUCUCCGAGGCGGAGCGGCUGCGCUCCAUCAAGGACAACACAGCCUGGAAGCUCGCCAUGACCCAAGAAAAGAAAGUGGAGCCCGACAGGAUGAACAGCUACAUCCAACAGAAGCGAGAGAUGUUCCUCAUCCAGUACAACCUAGAAAUGAAGCGGAAUGAGAUGCAGCGGCUGGAGAUGCUGGCCGCGCGGGAGGAAGGCAGGCUGAAGAAGGCCGAGAAGUCUCUGGAGAAGGACGCCUCCUUGUUUGAUGAGUUCCUCAAGGAGAAUGAUCGCAGCUCCGUGCAGGCCAUGCGCGUAGCUGAGAAGGAGACCAAAGCGAAGAUGGAGAAGAUCGUGGAGAUCCGGGACAUCACCACUCAGAUCAUGAAUAUCAAGAGCGAAAUCUCCAAAUUCGAAGACUCACUACAGCGCUGCAAGUUGUAUAAGGACUUCCUGUACAAGAUGUCGCCUGAGGAGUGGCUAGAGGCGCAGAGCAGGAAGCAGCUGGCUUUCAAAAGGGCCAAGGAGAUGGCUGCAGCCCCCAAACCCAGCACAUCCACAGUGGAGGACAAAGGGUUAGGACCAGGAAUCAAGAGCAAGGCUGCUUCCCAAUGGUCCAAAGAGCCCGGGAAGAAGUCGGUCAAGCUUGCGGGGUCGGAGCCAGCGGUGCGCAGCAGCAGCCACCUGCAGCAGAGCAGCCACCCCAGCGACCUCGCCGUCAUGCAAGUGUCCAGCUCUGUGCUACCGCUACCGAUUCAAGAAGACGCGGACAGUGACGCGGAGGACUUGGAGCUGUACUUCACAGACCCGCAGCAGCUCCUGGACAUCUUCGCCGAGCUGGAGGAGCAGAACCUGUCCCUGAUCCAGAACACACAGGAGAUGGAGGAGACCCUGGAAGAUCUGACGCGCACCCUGAAAUCCACACAGAACCGCAUGGACAGGGAAGUGAAGCAGCUAAAGCAUUGGAUCACCACAAUGAUGAAGUCCAUUGACAAGGAGGAAGAGAUGGCUGCUGAGCUGCAGUUCAAAGCCCGCGUCUUCCACUUUGGGGAGUAUAAGGCUGACCAGCAGGACAAGCUGCUGGAGAGCCUGAACCAGAAGGUGCAGAACGUGUACAAGAAUUGCGUGGGCCCGCAGCAGGAGACCAGCCUGAGCACGGUGCAGAUGCUCACUGUGGUAGAACACCUGCUAGACGACCUGCUGGAGAACCUGGAGCGCGUGCCACAAGCCAAGAUCGAGCAGGCUGGAAAGGCCAAGGAGAGGGAGCGGCGUCAGAGGCUGCGGGAAGAGAAGGCCAGAAUGCAGAUGCUUCUGCAAGAGGAGCGGAUGAAGCGGGCGCGGGCACGGGCGCAGGCUCAGAUCAAGAAGAAGAGAGGCCGGAAGCUGGUGUGCCGCUCCCAACCCCCGGUGGAGAAGGUGCAGGAGGAGUCGGAGCACGUGGAGGUGGACAAGGACAAGGAGGAGCUGCUGUUCUUCUUCACUUAGUCCCACGGGCCGCGCUGGUGUGGCGAAGGCUCGGGUGGCGGCUGUGGAUGGAGAGGCCAGGAAGGCUCUGAGGACCCCGACUCCAUACUCAGGGUUCCUAGGGCGCGUCCACACUCACGUGAAAUAAACUCUUCUCA
This is a messenger RNA of Dipodomys ordii (Ord's kangaroo rat), 1970 nucleotides long. RefSeq names its product coiled-coil domain containing 37 (gene Cfap100). NCBI's taxonomy places the organism in Eukaryota, Metazoa, Chordata, Mammalia, Rodentia, Heteromyidae. Gene Ontology annotation, cellular component: ciliary basal body. The coding region runs from base 1 to 1833 and encodes 610 amino acids. The record is from RefSeq and is a predicted model, not a curated record. The transcript is spliced from 15 exons.